AUGACACAUCCAUUAUCCAAAAUAAAUAGACUUAAUCAUAAAUCAUAUCUAUUCUUUAAUCUAAUUGGUUUAACUAUAACUUCAUUAGCACUAAAUGCAAUUUUUUCAUUACCUUUACCAAAAGAAUUAGAAUCUGCAGGUCAUUUCCAAUUCUUAACAAAUUUAUCAUUAAUCUUCACCAUAAUAACUAUAUUAUCAAAUAUAAUAACUGUUAUUUAUCCAAAUAGUUUGAUAUUAGGGUUGAAUAUUUAUUUAAAUGCUAUAACAAUCAUCUUGGAAACUUUAGUUGCUUUAAUUUAUUGGAUUUUAAGAAUUUUUUUCAUUUAUUUAAUUAUACCUAAAGGUGUUAAACCUGAAAAUUUCAUACCAUUAUAUAUUGAUAUGAGUAUUCAUCUUUUCCCAAUUACUUUUUUAUCAAUUGAUUAUUAUUUAAUUAAAUUUAAAAAUUUUAAUAUUAAUUCCAAGAUUGUCUUUGGGUUAGUUAUUGGAUUAACUUCAUCUUAUUGGAUUUUAUUGGAAAGUUUGAUUAAACCACCUGCUUCAUAUCCUUAUCCUUUCUUGAAUGUGGAUACCAAGGAAAGAGUUAUCAUAUUUGUUAUUGUUGGUGUUUUUGGAUUUUUAUUUUAUCAAAUUUCAAAUAAUUUACAUAAACCUAUUCAAUCUUUAAUUUAUGGUAAACAAGUGGAAGAAAAAACAAAAAACAAUUAG
Hansenula ciferrii is the source of this 708-nucleotide messenger RNA. RefSeq lists its product as uncharacterized. Gene Ontology annotation, cellular component: endomembrane system; membrane. The transcript has a single exon. Bases 1 to 708 code for a protein of 235 amino acids. NCBI's taxonomy places the organism in Eukaryota, Fungi, Ascomycota, Saccharomycetes, Phaffomycetales, Wickerhamomycetaceae. The record is from RefSeq and is a predicted model, not a curated record.